Messenger RNA from Cannabis sativa, 2661 nucleotides. RefSeq names its product NAC domain-containing protein 17. The transcript has 5 exons. Gene Ontology annotation, molecular function: DNA binding. Bases 477 to 2390 code for a protein of 637 amino acids. Gene Ontology annotation, biological process: regulation of DNA-templated transcription. The record is from RefSeq and is a predicted model, not a curated record. Lineage: Eukaryota; Viridiplantae; Streptophyta; Magnoliopsida; Rosales; Cannabaceae.
CAGAAUUAUGCUUGCCCCAAGCCAUUGUCAUUUGACGAGCCAUCAAACAAUUUCCAGACUUUUUAAUUUGAAAUUUCUUCCAUAUUUUCUUCGAUAUUUAUUCGUUCGAUCAAAAAAUCUAACAAGGCAUGCCCUUUGAUGGUCGCUGGUGGGUGAUAAGUUAUAUCAAAUUGUUCCAAUGCAGGGGAACAUUUUAUCAAAUAGAGUAAAAGCACAUGAGCUCGGCGUUGACUGUUGACUGUUGAGAAAGGCUGUCGAAUAUGAAUUAACAGAAUUUCAGUACUACUCAUGCUCACGACUCUCUCUCUCUCUCUCUCCUCUGCUUUCAAAAAAUCCCUUUCUCUCUCUAAAUACUCCGAACCUUCCUUUUUCUCCUCCUUCUUCUUCUUCUUCUCUUGAUCAUAAACCUAUAAUCGUUUUUUUUUAUGAUCGGUCAUCAGACCAAGGGAUUGUGAUUUUCAUUUAGCUAUUCAGCUAUGCCGUUUUCCGACGAUCAAGAUUGUCCACCUGGGUUUAGGUUUUAUCCGACCGACGAGGAAUUAGUGCUUUAUUAUCUGAAAGGAAAAAUUUGUGGUAAGAGAUUGAGGGUGAAUGUUAUUGGCGAGACUGAUGUCUACAAGUUCGAGCCAGAAGAAUUACCAGGAAUGUCAAUACUGAAAACUGGAGACAGGCAGUGGUUCUUUUUCAGCCCACGAGACAGGAAGCACCCUAAUGGUUCAAGGUCAAACCGAGGAACGAAACACGGGUAUUGGAAAGUAACAGGGAAAAAUCGCUCCAUAACAAGCACUACUCGAUCUGUUGGGGUGAAGAAGACUCUAGUCUUUUACAAAGGACACGCACCUAAAGGUGAGCGCACGGAUUGGGUUAUGCACGAAUAUACCUUGGACGAGGAGGAGCUUAAAAGGUGCCAGAAUUUACAGGACUACUAUGCACUUUACAAAGUGUUUAAAAAAAGUGGUCUUGGGCCUAAAAAUGGUGAGCAAUAUGGGGCACCUUUCAGGGAAGAAGAAUGGAAUGCUGAUUGUCCAGAUUUUAACAGGUCUGCCAUUGUGGAAACUCCGGUGGAAAGAGUUGAUGAGGCUCUGUCAAAUGUUGAGAGUCAGGAGACAAUAGUUGACAGUCAAAAAUCUCUCUCUGAUGAAAUUGAAGAGCUUUUGCAACAAAUGACUGAUGAGCCUUUGCUUGACCUCCCAGAGGUCAAAGAUUAUGCUAACAACACCCCACCACAAUCUCAGCAGGUUUUGAGCAACAAUGAUAUGCAGAGUAAUUUGGUGGACUCACUCAGCAGAGAAAUUUCAUUUGAAGAACCUGUUGAUUCAUUCCAUGUCAGCGGUGUACAAAAUAAUGUGCAGGCCAACUUUGAGCAGACACAUUCUGAUAUCUCUCAAUUGCAAUUUCAUGUGCCAUCUGAGGUUGCAUUUUCUCCCAAUAUUUAUGAACAGGAGGUUUACGUACUACCUGUGGAAGACUUUAUUGAGAUGGAUGACCUUUUUGGUCCUGAACCUACUACAACAGAUGCGGAGAAACCACUGGAGAACUUUCAGUUUGAGGAGGUAGAUGGAUUAUCUGAGUUGGACCUGUUUCAUGAUGCCACCAUGUUUUUGAAUGAUAUAGGAGCUGAUGAUGAUCAGUCAAGGAUUUCACAUCAAUACGUUCAUUCCCUAGAGCAAAAUGUGGUAAACUCGUAUCAGUAUCGAAGAAGUUCUGAACAAGUUGGCGAAGACGAGGUUGUUAGUCAGCUACUUUUUGAAGUUGCUGACCAAAAUACUAAUCUUUAUUAUUUACAAGGCUCAGACCAACAUACAAGUCUGUUGCGUUUAGAAGGCACAGGCCAAGUAAAUAAUCAAAUGUAUUUAGAAGGCACAGACCCAAUUAAUAAUCUGUUGUAUCAAGAUAUUGCAAACCAGAUGAACCAUCAGUAUCAGUUCCAGCCAGAUAAUCAAGAGAGAAGUGCCUUUAAUUCUGCAGAGUUUGAUCCUGGCUCUCACCCUGAUCCGUCUUCAGUUUGUGAUACUUCCACAUUUUCAUUGCAACCGACUCAAAACCAAAGUGGCAACGAUAAUAAUGGUAACAAUAGUUGGUUUUCUUCUACUUUAUGGUCAUUUGUGGAGUCCAUACCUACUACCCCUGCCUCUGCUGCCGAAAAUGCAUUGGUGAAUCGCGCUUUCGAACGAAUGUCCAGCUUUAGUAGGUUGAGAAUCAAUGCUGCUGUGAAUGCAACAACUGUUCCUGCAGGUAGUGAUUCUGAAACCGUAAAGAGUUCACUCAGAAAUAGAGGAUUCAUCUUCUUUCCUAUUCUUGUGGUAAUAAUUGCCAUUUUAUGGGUUGUGCUUGGAACUGUGAAACUAUGGGGAAGUAGUAGUAGCAAUAGUAGUAGUAUUGCUUCAUGAAGAUAUGUAUAUGGGCGGGUAUCAUUUUUGGCUGAUAUUGAUCUUAAUAUUAUUGGGAAAAGAUCAAAGAAUGAGGGGGGGGGGGGGGGAUAUGAAUUUUGGCUGUAAGGGUCAACACGUUCGUAUUGUGAAUAGGGGUUAUCUAUGUUUGAUAUAUAGGGUCUUUGAGUUAGUCUUAUAUGAAAUUAUGAACAAAUGUAUGUUUAAUUUUCAGUGUAUUCAUCACUAACCUAUUAUUCUUAGUGCAAAAGCUCUCUUUUUGGUAUGCUUU